Molecule: messenger RNA, 1161 nt
Organism: Cyphellophora attinorum
Lineage: Eukaryota; Fungi; Ascomycota; Eurotiomycetes; Chaetothyriales; Cyphellophoraceae
Exons: 5
Coding region: 1-1161 (386 amino acids)
Source: RefSeq, a predicted model, not a curated record
AUGAAGUCCGGUCUUAUUGCUCUGGCUGUUGCCUCCACUGGCUAUGCCGCCGCCGUGAAGCGUGAUGCGUCCACCUGGGCAGAUGUCACAAGUGCCACCACAACCAAGUCUGUUGCUCCCACUACAACUCAGGCUACCUGGGGCGAUGUCACCACCACAACGACCAAGUCUGUUGCUCCAACGACAACUCAGGCCACCUGGGGCGAUGUCACCACCACGACCAAGUCUGUCGCUCCCACUACCACCACCAAGGCCACCUGGGGUGAUGUGACGACCACCACAACCAAGUCUGUCGCCCCCACCACGACAACUAAGGGAUGGGUCGACUACACCACCACAACCACCAAGCCUGUCGUCGUUACCACGACCACCAAGGGCUGGGUUGAUUACACUACGACCACGACCAAAGGCUGGGUCGAUUACACUACGACCACGACCAAGGGCUGGGUCGACUACACGACCACAACAUCUGCAAAGCCCACUACAUGGGCGGACUACACCACCUCUGCGAAGCCUACCACAACGCAAGGCUGGUCAGUGGUUCCUCCUCCUGUCAAGCCUACAACCACGCAGGGCUGGUCAGUGGUUCCUCCUCCUGUCAAGCCUACGACCACUCAGGGCUGGUCUGUUGUCCCUCCUCCUGUUAAGCCUACGACCACUCAGGGCUGGUCUGUGGUUCCACCUCCUGUCAAGCCCACUUCAAGCCAAGGCUGGAGUGUGGUUCCUCCUCCUGUUAAGCCUACCACCGCAGGGUGGAGCGCAGCUUCUUGGAGUGACGUCCCCGUCAAGCCAACCACUGCCGCACCAUCGUGGUCCGUUGUGCCAGCUCCCGCCCCAGCUAAGUCAUCGACUUGGGCUGUUGUCCCAGCGCCUGCACCAGCAGCAUCGUGGUCCGCCGUCCCGGCCCCUGCACCUGCUGCUUCGUGGUCUGCUGUCCCAGCUCCUGCACCAGCAGCUUCGUGGUCUGCUGUUCCAGCCCCAGCACCACCUGCUACUACGCCAGCACCUCCCCCAGCGCCACCUGCUACUACGCCGGCGCCGGUCAAGCCCUCGACUUACGCCCCGGCACCAGCAGUCAGCACUUACGUUGGCGGUGCCUCUUCCAACAAGGCUGCUGGCGCUCUCGUCGGCGGUCUCGUCGCUCUUGUCGCCUUGGCUUAA